GCGCGCGACGCGUUCGACGACGAGGACUACGACGAAUCGCUGCAAAUAUGCGACGACGCUCUGGGAACCGGCGACGAAGGUGAAAAAGUGGCGCUGCUGUGUCACCGCUCCAAGACAUUUCUAGCGGUCGGGCUCGCGCAAGAGGCGUUCGCGGACGCCGUAGACGCGGUGGCGCUCGAGGGCGACAACUCCGAGGCGCUGCUCAGGCUCGGGAUCGCGGCGUACGAGAUCGGGGCGUAUGCAAAGGCACGGGAAGCGCUCGAGCGCGGCGUCGGCGCCGAGCCGAGCGGGACGAGCCGACGCGCGACAACGAUGAAGUGGCUCGAAAAGGCGAAAACGGCGGAAAUGAAGGCGAGAGAUGGCGGCGAAGAUGCAUCGCCACACGCGAACGACGAGCGUUUCAAGCGGGCGUGGUAUCAGUCGCAGACGCACGCGACAGUGGAAAUUUUCGCGCGAGGCGUCACGGCGGACGCGUUGACGUUGGAUUUCAACGACGCUUGCGAUGUGUUGCGGGUGACGAUAGAUGCUUUGAGUGGGGGCGAUGCGCACGCGAAAAUGUAUGAUCCAUACAUUUUAGAGCUGAAACUUUUCGGGGCGGUCGAUCGCGAAAGUGGUGUGGUCAACGUGUCGCCGGCCAAGGUGGAGAUUCGCAUGAAGAAGAAGACACCCGGACACUGGAACGAUCUCGAGCGACGGCCGGGAGGCGGAUUAUCGACAUCGUCAGUGAACGCGUACAGUGAAGUAAAACCGCAAGCUGACAAGCGCACGGCGAAAGAUUGGGACGCUCUGGAGGCAGAGCUUGACGCCGAGCUCUCGGAAGAAAAGCCCGAAGGCGAAGCGGCGUUGAACGAGCUUUUUCAAAAGAUUUACAUGAACGCAGAUGAUGACACUCGGCGCGCGAUGAAUAAAUCAUUUCAGGAGAGCGCCGGGACGGUCCUGAGCACGGAUUGGAAAGACGUGGGCUCAAAAACUGUCACUCCUGAGGCGCCGUGA
This is a messenger RNA of Ostreococcus lucimarinus CCE9901, 993 nucleotides long. RefSeq lists its product with no specific name. Lineage: Eukaryota; Viridiplantae; Chlorophyta; Mamiellophyceae; Mamiellales; Bathycoccaceae. The record is from RefSeq and is a predicted model, not a curated record. The annotation marks the transcript as partial. Gene Ontology annotation, molecular function: protein-folding chaperone binding. The transcript has a single exon.